AUGCCGCCCGAUACGCAAAGAGGGUCGGUGACUGCCACCGAGGCAAUAGCCGUCGUUAACCAAGUGCCCGUAGAUAUCCUGAAGCCCGCCAGAGUGCGGGUCCUACUGGCUCCCGUGGGUCCCUUUCGCAAAAACACCUUCCAGAAAUAUGUAGACAUCAUAUCUCAGUUCUCAGUCAUCUUGACCGCCGACUUGACCAAGCCUGACCUUACAAAGACCCCGUCAAAGUAUGCGGAACAGAUGUAUGAACGGGAGGGAUAUAUUCACAUGAACUAUGUCACUUCGUACGAUAAAGAGCAUGGGCCCCUGGAGGAGAUGCAGGUCUGGCGGCAGGUCGUGGCGGUCAUCGGUAUCAUGCAUUGCCAAGAAGUGCAGAGCAUAGGCGACGGAGUUAAACGAUUCCAAACAAUCCUGACGCGGUACCCUGGAGUCCUCGCCUCCCGAUGUUUUGCGUUCGAGCCUGCGGACCAGCAAGCAGAUGACACGCGUGGAUGUAUCAUGAUUCCGGAUGACCCGAAGAAGCUCUCGUUUUACUUGAUGACGCAGAUAAAUGAUCUCGCGAAUGAGCUGUUGGUGUCAUUUGGCAACAUGGCAGCACAUGCCGAGAAGCGACCGAUGAUCAAUGGACCAAUCAUGGCAAUGCCUGCACUUAGUCCAGGGGCAUUAUCGAUAUCCUCACCUAUGUCUGUGGGAGGAACAUCUUCGCCGUUUACACCAAGCGGGUUGAUAUCCGGCCAAGCUUCGUCCGCGUCACUUACCAGUCCGGUCGCGGGCUCGGGGUCGAUGAACAGGGAUCCGUCCAUUAGUUCCUUGGCCACACAGGACUCGUCCGCAUCGAUGUUGGGGAGCUUGUUCACAGCAGAUAAGACGAAGAAGAGGACGCCAGCUAGAGCACAGAAAAUUGUGGGAGAUCUCUUUCUUUUGGCUGGCGCAUUGGAUCAGGCGAUAGCCAGCUUCACGUCUGCUCUGGAAGCCAUGAAGGCAUCCGGCGACUAUCAGUGGCAGGCGUCAGCAUUAGAGUCAUAUUACUGUGCUCUGACGCUGUCCUUGCUGCCCAAGACUGGCGCAUGGGUAAUAAUGUUUUGGCAGAUUCGGACGACGUCUUAUUUCGCAAAGCCUACAGACCCGAGCGAAGGUCAACAAGAAGAAGGCGCUUUCAGCAGACAGCCGCUUGGCCCGCCGACAUAUAACGUGAUCUUCGAAGGGGCGCGCUCACAUCCUCAGUUCCGAAUGCUGAUUUGCGACAUCCCGGAACGGUACCGUGAAAUCGCGUCGUUAUAUGAGAAGGCAUAUCAACCAGGGCUAUCCGGUUAUUAUCCAUACUUGCACAUAUCGGCGUAUCUGACCAUGUCAAAGUUCCUCGCUACCAUGUGGUUGACCAGAUUCAACGGGCCUGUUACAAACGGCGCGGGUAUCGCUUUGUAUGCACCCGAAAGCAAAGGGAUAGCGGAUCUUGCGUCGAAUAUCGGGAUCACCAGUGCUGGAGGACGUACUGGCGGCGCAAGUGGAGGUGGGCCCGCUGGGGCCGCAGUCGGUGGGCAGACUUCCGAUAAGGAGAGAAUUAUCCUGCAUGGAGGGCUGGGGUGCUCGCGGGCAGACGUAUCAUCGUGGGCCAUGAAAGCUUGGGCAUCUGGGGUUGAAAACUCGAGUUCCGCUGACCAGCUGCGGUGCGCCACGUCCAUCACCACCGCAUAUGCGCUGAUAGGAUAUUGGAGAAAGCAUGCUUUUUUCCUGCGACAAACAUCUUUGCUACUCGCUGCCCACUACAAAGACGGAUCACGCAGAGUUGGGCGAAAUAGCUCCCUGCCCAACAUCUCUGAAGAUCUGGAGGAUCGGCCGGCAAGAGUACCUGACACUGCGGGGUUGAUGGAAUGCCUACGAUGUGUCUGCGCGGCAUAUGCAUCUGAGGACAGCAACCUCAACAAGCCCGUAAAGUCGGAAGCUUUGGACUAUAUUAUAGACACCAUCGAUGAUGAUACAGAGGACUGGGCCGACGAAUUCUUCAACGAGGACGAUCUGGAUACAGAGAACGGCGAACCUGCCCUAAUGCGGCAGCCUUUACCAAUCUCACGCGUUCGCGGUGGUUGGAGUGAUUUGAGCAUUGAUGCUUUCCUUGAGCUCAUUGAUAUUGCCAAGUCCCUCGAUGAGCACAAGUUUGUAAUCAGAUACUCUCUGCGACUCCUGCAGCGCUUCUGGAAGUACAUAGAUGAAUAUGAGCAGAGCGACAUCCUGCGGAUACUGGAGGAUGAGGCCAAACUUCACCCAGUCAAGGCACAAUCUCUUUCCGAGUCUUGUCGCAUCCCCGUUGUCCGACGGAUCGAAGUUGUGAGGCAGGUCCCCACACAAGUUCCGUACCCGCACGCCCGCUCACUGUUGCGGGGAGUUGCAGCCGCGCAGGAUGCGGAUGCGAAAGAUCCUUUCCUGUACAACCCUUUUGCGGACAAAGGCAAAUUGAACAAGAAAGACCUUGGUCGUAGCGUCGUACUGGUAGCGGGGGAAGCGGCACAUUUUGAUAUCACCCUAGCGAAUCCAUUUGCUUUCGAGCUGGAAAUUGAGGAUCUGACCAUCUUAACGUCAAAUUUGGACUUCAAAGCAACUCCAAAUUACCCAUUCUUCAUCCCUUCGUCAUGUCGAAGCUUCAGUGUCCGUCUCUCCGGUGUCCCACUUGAAGCCGGAACGUUGUAUGUCCGCGGCAUCCGGGCGAAGCUUUUCGGCGGGGUUGAGGUUGAAGUCGAUUGCAUUUCGAAGCUCCUUGAGGAUACACGACUGAGGACCAAGGAUGGACGGAGGCGAAGGCAGGAUGAAAAGUCGAGAUUUGGGAAGAGGGCUGAUGCGGGGAAGCAGUCGCACAGGAGAAUCGUCCGCUUGCUUAACCUUGUAUCAUUUUGCAGGGUCAAGCCAAGUGACUGGUUCUUCCCCAUAAAAGUUAUCCCACCACAAGCAUCUUUAAGGUUCAUCAAAGACGCUUCCAUGCCCAUGUCUCGAAUGCUAUUCGAGGGGGAACGAACGAUGUUUCCCAUCCGACUAGAAAACAUCGGCAAAACAACCAUCGACUUCCUCUCCGUCGGCCUUAUCGAGUCCUACGCACCGCAAGGCGAGAAGCUGCUUUCGCCGGACGGUCAGGAGGAUCCGGAAGAAGUCUAUGAGAGGGACGUACAUAGGAGGAAUAUCCGCGCUUUGUGGGUGGAGCGCAAUGGGGUGGCUGUCGGUCGCGCUCAUGGGGAUGCGGUGGCGGAAAGGAUUGCGGUUAACAUCGCGCCUGGAGAGGAGAUUGAGAUUAUGAUUGGGUUGUUUGGGAAGACCGAAUGCGUUGGAGGCACCAUCACAGUCUCGUAUGCAACGGUGGGCGAGGACCCCACUGCCGAGCCUCCCGCCUCGGAAACAUUUUACACCCGCACGUUGGUGCAGCCGAUCAUCUUCACCGUCGUCGAGUCACUACACCCCAUCAACAUGGACAUGAUGCUGCUCACCAAUCGCGACGGCUUUGUCAGUGGAGAGCAGCAAGUGGAACGCAACCUAAGUUUGGAGGAGAUGACGGUGGAUAUCAUCGAUGUCCAAGAGGGAGGUGGAGCGUUUCAAGCUGGCGUCCAGAGGAGUGAGGAGUACUUUGUGGUCGCCCUGGAUUUAAAGAACUUUUGGAGAGGCGUGUUUGAAGUUGGCUUUGAGGUUUAUGAUGGCGAUAUAGACGGGGUCCCGUCGUACGAAUCGCGAACAAUGGUUCACGCCGGGACAACGAAGCGGAUACAUCUGCCGAUGAAGCGCCUUCGUCUUCCGAAUUCGAUAACCCAAGAACCCAUCCCACAACCGGAAUGGAAGCAGUUCGUCGUAGGCAAAACGCGCAAGCGCGCCGCUGCAGAAGAACGCGAACGUAGAAUGUGGUUCUGGUACAGGGAGGAAAUCCUCAAGCGCGUUCGAGUUCUAUGGACUGCGAGCGGACGGAGAGGGGCGGUCGAUCUCAGGCGCGCGUUAACGCUCACUAAGGAGCUGGGCAGAGUUGUGAGAAAGUGUCCCAUCAGUGUUGCGGUUGUGGUUGAAGGCAGGACGACGGAUGCUAAUGGCCUGUGCAAAGUGUCGUUGUGGGAGACAGUGGUCGUUCGGUGGACGGUGCACAAUCGUUUGGGUAAGUUUUGGAUUUCUACGUACAAUUCUGCUCUUUGUUUACCAAGCCUUUGA
Molecule: messenger RNA, 4173 nt
Organism: Fimicolochytrium jonesii
Lineage: Eukaryota; Fungi; Chytridiomycota; Chytridiomycetes; Spizellomycetales; Powellomycetaceae
Product: TRAPP II complex
Exons: 15
Coding region: 1-4173 (1390 amino acids)
Cellular component (GO): trans-Golgi network
Source: RefSeq, a predicted model, not a curated record